GAAGCGCGCGACACGCGCGGCGCCCAUUGGCUGCGAGGCGCGCGGGGUUUUUGGAGAGUUGCGUCGGAAGGAGCUGAGGAGCGCCGAGAGCGGCUGCCUCUCGCCCCGCCCCACCCUCAGUGCUGGGCGCCGGGGCCUGCGCUCCGUGCUGCUGGCUCGCUCCGUAAGCGCUGGUGGCUCAGCUGCGGGCGGGGCGAGGGGAAGCGGUUGAGCCCCUCCAAGGGCUGCGAGGUGCGAUUCUCUCCCACCUCCCUCAAUCAGCUCUUCUCUGUGCCCGUCAGGGCGCUGGCCCGCGGAGGCAGCGCCUCGAAGUGGCAAGGCUGAACCUGUACUCUGGUGAGGGACUCAACUUAAAAGAAAAUGUCCACAUCUAACAUUGCAGGAAGAGUGGAAACAUGGCUUUCAUCCGUGUGGCAUGUUAAAGUUCCUCUGGCAUGGCUGGAAGCAUGUAUUAGUUGGAUCCAGGAAGAGAACAGAGGUAGUAACUUAAGUCAAGACCAGAUUAACAGGCAGGUAUUUGAGCAAUGGCUUCUUACUGAUCUAAGAGAUUUGGAAUAUCCCAUUUUGCCUGAUUGCAUCUUAGGUUCUCCCAAAGGAGAGCUGUCAGGUUUCUACUCCAUACAAAUUGAUUCACUGGUUGAUGUCAGCCAGCCAGCAUAUUGCCAGUUGCAAAAGCUAAGAGGCAAAAAUACCAUAAAUGAGGAAGUAACAGCCAGUACUCAGGUAUUCCAGAAGCCAUGGGAAACAAAGCCUACUCGAAUGCUGAUGCUGCAACUAACUGAUGGGAUACAUCAAGUUCAAGGCAUGGAGUAUCAGCUAGUGCCCAUCCUUCACAGUAAUCUUCCUCCUGGAACAAAAAUCACUAUACAGGGUAAUAUUGCUUAUCGUCUUGGUGUCCUAAUGCUGAAACCAGAAAAUGUGCAACUGUUAGGGGGCGAAGUGGAUGCUCUUCUGGAGGAGUAUUCUCAGGAAAGAGUCCUUGCUAGAUUAAUUGGAGAAACUGAAAACCUUAAUUCUGCUGGACAAGCUUCUCAUAACCAAAGUAUUUCAAGGCCUUUGGAUGAGGUAGAACAAACUCUAGGCCCUUCAGAUGAAGAGCUUUUAGCUAGUCUUGAUGAAAAUAAUGAAUUUACUUUAAGCAAUGAAACAUCCUUAGAAAGUGGAUACUACACUAGAAGCAACAAUUUUAAUGCAGCCUCAGGUUCACCGAAUGCAUGCAAUGGUAAUGUUUUGCAACGGGAAUCUGGAAGUCCUUUGCAUCAUUCAGAUCAGCAAGUGUCACCUCCUAUAGAAUAUGCUGAUGGCUUUUUAAAUGACUUUCCUUUAGAAGAUGACUUUCUUCUGGAAGAAGAGAUGCAAAAAGAUAUGGAAGAAGUGAAACCAGUGGUCAUGAACAGAAAGAUAAGUUUAGUUACUGAGAGACUUCCACAUAUGUCUGAAAGCUCCUGUAAUUCAUUUUUAAAUAGCACCUGUGAUAUAGGUAAUACAAAUGAAAGAGAUAAACCUGUAGAAACUACCAGUAAGCAAAAGACUGUUGGAAGAACAGUAUUUAGUGGAGACAGAAACAGCAGCUUCUCUCAACACAGGAGUGGACAUCAGACCUGCAGUUUUGCAGAUUGUUCUUUGGACAGUCCUCCUAAAGAAAGACAAAAUGAUACAGAGCUAGAUGAGAGCAGAUGUAAAUCCCAGAACAAUUCAGACACCAGACUGCUAAAUGAUGAUACUGUCUUUUUUUCAAAAGUGGAUCCAGAAGGUCAGCAGAAGCGUGAUUCAGAGACUUUUCCCUGCACAGGAGUGGAAGCACGUUUGGACUUAGAUUCUCCACCUUUCACAUAUAUUUCCAUUCUCCUUGCAAAAAAGCUAGAAACUGUUACAAAGCUGAAAGUUAAGGCUUUUAUUGUUACUCUCACUGGAAACCUUACAAGCAGCAAUGGAUCCUGGGGUAUAAAGGCAAAGAUUUCUGAUGGUUCAGCUUAUCUUGAGGUAGAUUUUGCUGAUGAUGUUCUAACAAGUUUGAUUGGCUUUUCAGUGCCUGAAAUGAAUAAACUGAGGAAGGAUCCAGCUUUACAUCUGAAGUUUAAGGGUGGUUUAGAGAAAUGUCAAAAACAACUGAUUGAUCUUUGUUGCUUGAUGACUAUAGAGUUUAACCCAUUUCAGUUUAAAGCUACUGUAUUAAAUCUCCAGGAUGCUGAUGAAAGACAUCUAGAACAACUGAAGAAACGUUUGAAUAAAUAAUGUAUACAAA
Messenger RNA from Pogoniulus pusillus (Red-fronted tinkerbird), 2245 nucleotides. RefSeq names its product RecQ mediated genome instability 1 (gene RMI1). The record is from RefSeq and is a predicted model, not a curated record. Lineage: Eukaryota; Metazoa; Chordata; Aves; Piciformes; Lybiidae. Gene Ontology annotation, cellular component: nuclear body; RecQ family helicase-topoisomerase III complex. Gene Ontology annotation, molecular function: nucleotide binding. Bases 361 to 2235 code for a protein of 624 amino acids. Gene Ontology annotation, biological process: resolution of meiotic recombination intermediates; double-strand break repair via homologous recombination. The transcript is spliced from 2 exons.